UGUUUUUUUUUUUUUUUGUGCAUAUUAUUUAGCACAGUAGCUAAGCGAUUUGCACGGAGGCAGGAACACAGGAUUACAAACAGGGAUGCUGUUAUAACCGAUAGCUACAGAGUCGAUAGCUCUUUUCUUAGUGAGUGAAAUGAGAGAAAGGUCAAUAGAUAUCUGUUCAUACUGAGUUUCUUUCUUCAGGGCUGUGACUUCUUCCUUGUUCCUUGUGAAGAAGAGUUGUACAGGUCAUGGCGGGGGAACGGAGACGUCUUCUGCCCCAUGGAGCAUACAGAGUUUUGGGGGACAGUGUAGACUCCAGGAAGGAGUCCAUGUCUGAGGACCAAGCCUCCAAUUCCAAUCCCCGUAAACUCAACACUUUCUUUGGGGUGAUGGUGCCCACCAUCCUGUCCAUGUUCAGCAUCGUCCUCUUCCUGAGGACAGGUUUUGUCAUUGGCCAUGCUGGUCUUCUCCAAGGACUGCUCAUGUUGGUUGUGGCAUAUUUCAUCAUCUCCUUGACCAUCCUGUCAAUCUGUGCUAUCUCUACCAAUGGGGCGGUGCAGGGGGGCGGAGCUUACUAUAUGAUCAGUCGUUCUCUAGGGCCGGAGUUUGGAGGCAGCAUUGGCCUCAUGUUCUACCUAGCGAAGGUGUGCGCAUGUGGCGUGUACGUGCUUGGGCUGGUGGAGGCCAUACUAAACGUUUUUGGACAGGAUCCAGCGGUCGGUGUGCCAGAAGGACUGCGUGUCCUGCCUCAGGGUUACUGGUUCUCUGUGCUCUACUCCUCUGUGCUGCUGCUCAUCUGUUUGGUCAUUUGUCUGGUCGGCGCUCACAUCUACGCCAAAGCCUCCUUCCUCAUCCUGCUGGUGGUGACGCUGGCCGUGUUGUCGAUCCUCGUCAGUCCACUGAUUGUCGGGCCACACAACUUCACCUUCACACACACGCUCGGCCGGAACAACACGGUCACACACAACUCCAGCUACACAGGCUUUAACAGCAACACACUCACCAACAACUUGUGGUCGGGCUACUCAUUAGACUUCAGUACAAACAGGAUGAUGUCAUUUUCCACGGUCUUUGCGGUGAUGUUCACCAGCUGCACUGGGAUCAUGGCAGGGGCUAAUAUGUCAGGCGAGCUGAAAAACCCGAGCGAAGCCAUUCCAAAAGGCACCAUCAUGGCAGUUCUGUACACCUUCACCGUCUAUUUACUUCUCUUCUUCCUUGUCAGCUCCACCUGUGAAAGGGUGUUGCUGAUUAAUGACUUUGCCGUAUUCCAGCAAAUAAACGUCUGGCCUCCGUUUGUAAUCAUCGGCGUUUACUGUGCCUCGCUAUCUGCAGCCAUGUGCUCGCUAAUUGGAGCUUCGCGCAUCCUACAUGCUCUUGCAAUUGACCAGCUCUUUGGCUUGCCCUUGGCCCCUGCUGCCGUCACCUCACGCUCAGGAAACCCCUGGGUCUCUGUACUCUACACCUGGGCACUGGUGCAGUGCACAGUGUUUGCAGGUCAGCUGAAUGUGAUCGCAGGUUUGGUGACUGUUUUCUAUCUGCUGUCCUAUGCUGCAGUAGAUCUGGCCUGUCUGGCAUUAGAGUGGGCAUCUGCGCCCAAUUUCAGGCCAACGUUUCAGUACUUCUCAUGGCACACAUGCCUGCUGGGCUUGCUGGGCUGUUUGGUGAUGAUGUUCGUGAUAAAUCCAGUAUACUCGUCAGCCAGCAUUGUGGUGUUGCUGCUGUUGCUGCUCUUCCUACAUUAUCGAUCGCCUACAAGCAGCUGGGGCUACAUCAGUCAGGCGCUCAUCUUCCAUCAGGUGCGGAAGUAUUUGCUGAUGCUAGACUCGAGGAAGGACCAUGUGAAGUUCUGGAGGCCACAGGUGCUUCUCAUGGUGGCCAACCCUCGUUCUUCUUGCCAGCUCAUCUGCUUUGUCAACCAGUUAAAAAAAGGAGGCCUGUUUGUUCUGGGGCACGUGCAGAUCGGAGACCUGGAUCUCAUUCCAACAGACCCUGUCCAGCAGCAGUAUAAUUUCUGGUUGAGUCUGGUGGAUAAACUGGGUGUUAAAGCAUUUGUAGACCUGACCCUCUCUCCUUCAGUCAGGCAGGGCACUCAACACCUACUGCGCAUCACUGGACUGGGAGGAAUGAAGCCAAACACGCUAGUUCUUGGUUUCUAUGACAACUGUUACCCAGAGGACUAUUUCCUUCAGGAUCCUAAGUUCUGUAGCGGUGCAGUGGAUGGUGCCGGUUUUAUUGGAGAUGAAGGGGACAAUUUUGGUGUGGACCUCCCUUCCCUACAGGCCCACUUUCCUCCUGUGCGUCAUGCAGACAGCCCACGUUGGCUUCAGCCAGAUGAGUAUGUAGGCAUUAUCUCUGAUGCCAUCAAAAUGGGCAAGAACGUGUGCCUGGGUCGCUACUUCUACCAGCUCCCGCCUGAAAGCAAAGGAAAAGGCACAACAUCUGCGAAAAGCGGAGAUUCUGCUCCUGAUGUGAUUGACGUAUGGCCAUCUAACCUGCUAAGUUGUGGCGGAAACCAAAGUUACGUUGAUGUAUGCAGCCUCUUCCUGCUACAGAUGGCUUGUGUCUUAAACAUGGCUGCUGGGUGGCGCCGUGCACGUUUGCGUAUUUUUCUCUGUGUGGAGUCAGAGUCUGGAGACCAGGGCUGGCUGGCCAAAGAGGAACGCUUCAGGGAGCUGCUUGGGAAGCUGAGAAUCCGUGCCACUAUUAAGAUUGUGCCGUGGGAUCCUGUGGUGCGGCUGCUGGGAGGAAGCGACGGUAGUGUACCCCCUGUUGUGACUGAGGAAUUUCUGUGUGCAGUCAACAGGCUUUUGAAAGAACACAGCACUUCCGCUGCAGUUCGCUUUCUCUAUUUGCCCCGUCCACCUUCCGAUUUCAACCAAUCACAGCAGUACCUGGCACAACUGGAUACCCUCACUCAAGGACUUGGUCCCACUCUUCUGAUUCAUGGUUUGACCCCUGUUACAUGUACUGAGCUUUAAGUGAACGAAACUAUCGAAUUAAAUGUAAAAGGAAUUCACAGGAAACCAAAUAUUAGGCCAAACUUCCUGAGAAAAUACAUGUUUGGUGUUUGUCCUGUGCUUCUUUUAGUUUCAUAAUGGAACUAACUAUCUGUGUUAAGUAAUGUGUUUCACCAAUUUAACGCCAUUAACAUUUUUUUUUUCCAAAAAUAGUGGGGACCAUCAUAUGUACCAAGUUAAUUUCAGAGUGGAGGUGGGGUCUAGAGUCUGGAGUAAUUGUGUAUACUGGUGUCAUAGCUGUAUACUAAACAGGGUCCACACCAAACGUGCUGAUCAGUUGUAACUAUUAGACGUAAGGGAAAAACCGUGCAUUUGCUAAACCAUCCCUUUAAAACACUUAGACAUGCGUGCUUACUUAACACUGCAGGUGCUUCUUGUUACUUGGGUAAUCUUCUUUGUUCUCGAUCAGCACGUGUUUGUUCUCUUCUUCAUUUAUUAUGUCGUUUAUUUAUUUAAAAGGAUAAACUGAGCCAAAAAAUAAAUCACUGUUAUGCUACGUAAAGGGGAACAAACACUAACGACUUUUAUUCAAGCACCGUCCGUCAAUUUCAGAGCAAAGUGCACCGAAAACCUCUUUUAUUCCAGCUGUGCUUUACGUGUAACUGCCUGCUUUACUUUCCCAUAGCUUUCUAGACUGGUACAGGUUUGUGUUGUCUGCUUUAACACAUUCCCAUCCUCACAGGCAGACUGCUGGACCUGGACCCUCGGUGUUAUCAGGCCAGUGCUUCGGUUCCUUAUCCAAGACUUUUAGUGUUUAACAACUCCUUAAAGGAACAUUAGAGUUUUCAGACUAAACUUUAUCUACACCCCAAACAAGCCUAUUCGUUGUACAACACUUCAUUGUGAUGGCAAAGAAGGGGGGGAUUAUAAUGGAAUAUACUGUAAGGCUUCUCAGGAUGCUUGUUUAAUUUAGUCAGAAAUUUGUUAUAAUCUAACUAUAAAUUUCUCAGGCUUAUAUAGAAGGACGUAUGUUAGAUGUCUAUUUUAAAAAUGCAGGAGAUUUGGGGGGAAAAAAAACGCUUGAACUAUUCCUUUAAAAGCCUGAAGUGGGACAAAUGACGAGUCUAAUCGUAGGAAAAUUGUGGUAUUUAUGUAUUUGUGUAUAUAGAUAUAAUUUAUAUAUAGUAUAGCUUGUUCUGGCAAUAUAGUAAGAUCUAUUUGAGUGUUGCCUUAAAUAUGGUGGGUGUCGAUGUACAUUAGCAGUAGGUAAUUGUUUGCUUAAGUUUAUCUAGGGAGCCAAAAAUACAGUUAUAGAUGCAAACGCUUAUGUGAAUAUAGUCAUAGAUGCGCUGGUGCUGCCGCUCACCUUUAAUAUCACUGCACUUAUUGGCACCAUGUUUAGUUUGUGGUAUUGAAAUACCUCAUUUUGAGUUCUACACACAAUGAAGAAUUUUUGAACGUUAUAUGAAGUUUAUUCACGUUUGGGUUGGUUUGCAUCUCUGUAAACAUUCCUUAGGAAUCUGAUUUAAAAAAAGUCUUGUUGAUGUUCUGACUAAAUACAUCGGUCAGUCAGAGGUUACUUGUCUUACAUGUUACUUGUCGCGUGUAAUGAGAAACGUUACGGGUUUAGCUGUUAUCUUCACCACAUGGUGGGGUUAGUCUGAGUGUACAAGCCACUGCGGUUGUGUGCUUUAAUUUAAUGUGUAUUUAUAUAGAUAGAAAAAAGGUCCUGCAUUAACAAAUAUGUAUAUAUAUAUAUAUAUAUAU
Messenger RNA from Tachysurus vachellii, 4712 nucleotides. It is a transcript of the gene slc12a9, whose product is annotated as solute carrier family 12 member 9. The transcript has 14 exons. The record is from RefSeq and is a predicted model, not a curated record. Gene Ontology annotation, cellular component: membrane. The coding region runs from base 237 to 2966 and encodes 909 amino acids. Gene Ontology annotation, biological process: chloride transmembrane transport; potassium ion import across plasma membrane; cell volume homeostasis. Lineage: Eukaryota; Metazoa; Chordata; Actinopteri; Siluriformes; Bagridae. Gene Ontology annotation, molecular function: potassium:chloride symporter activity.